AUGACGAUAUUAGGUUUUCUACUUAUUCUAAGUAUCUUUUUCAUUAGUAGUUCCACUAAGGAGUUCAAUGGUAAGUAUAUAGGGCAAACUAACUAUCCUGCAAAUUCACUGGGUUUGCAAAUUCUCAAUGGAGUUUCAGCUGAUAUCGAAAUUGCCACAAUCGACUCAAAAGAUAAAGAAGGAGAAGCUGAAAAAUAUGUGAUCAAAAACACUGUUACCAAAACGGAACCUUUAGUCAUACACGGCAAUGGAGUGUCCAAAUUCUCUUUGAACUAUUUGAGUAAUUAUGUUCCAAACACUUGGAAUUCCAUAGUAGGAUGUCGGCAGUGUGCCGAAGGACAUAUCGAUCUAAGCAACCUUGCAACGAAAGAAUUACCAGUAGUUCUUCUGUCUGUUUUCAUCGAACAGAAUACUCCAUUUUUGGAAGAAGCGUUGCAAAAAGUCUAUUCGUUGGACUAUCCUCGGAAGAGGAUGCAUCUUUUCGUUCAUAAUGCGAUGAAGUAUCAUAGUGACCUAGUCAAAAAUUUCACUGACAAAUAUUCCAAAGAGUAUGUGUCUUUCAAACAAAUCACCUCAGAAGAUGGUACUCCAGAGUGGAAAGCUAGAGAUCUCUCCCUGGACCACUGUCUUGCCAAAAAAUGUGAUAUGUACUUCUCUGUAGACUCAGUUGUCCAUAUCGACAAUCCAUUCACCUUACGCUUACUAAUCGAACAAAACCGUACCGUUAUUGCACCCAUGGUAACGAGACCUGGAAAAGCCUGGAGUAACUUUUGGGGAUCCCUCACACAAGACGGAUUUUAUGCUAGAUCUAAUGAUUACAUGGAUAUCGUACAUAAUGAAAAGCGGGGCCUGUGGAACGUACCCUUCAUCAACUCGGUAUACCUGAUAAAAUCUGCACUUCUGAAAAAAUUCGAUCGCACUCAACUAAACUUCGACAGAAAUAAUGUGGAUGCUGAUAUGGCCUUCUGCAGCAAUCUUCGAGACUUGGAUGUGUUUAUGUACGUGUCCAACAGAAUCGACUUCGGCCAUUUGGUGAAUCCAGAUACGUUCGAUACUACCAGAACCGAACCGGACAUGUACCAAAUUUUUGAAAACUCGCAGGACUGGGAGAAUCGAUACAUACACGAAGAAUAUCCAGAAAAUUUCAAUCCGGACAAAAAGGAUCAACAGCCAUGUCCUGAUGUUUACUGGUUCCCUAUCGUUAGUCAAAAAUUCAACAAGGCACUGAUCCACAUGAUGGAAAGUUUCGGCAAGUGGUCGUCUGGUAAAAACCAAGAUGAUCGUUUGGAAGGAGGAUAUGAAGCAGUUCCAACCAGAGACAUACAUAUGAACCAAGUCGGAUGGGAGCCCCACUGGCUUCACUUCCUUCAGAAAUAUGUCAGGCCGUUGCAGGAGAAGGUGUUUCUGGGCUACUAUCAUGACCCGCCCAGAUCUCUCAUGAAUUUUGUAGUUAGGUACCGACCCGAUGAACAACCAUCACUGAGACCCCACCAUGACAGUUCAACCUACACCAUCAACAUAGCAUUGAACGAAGUUGGCACUGACUAUGAAGGUGGUGGAUGCAGAUUCAUACGGUACAACUGCAGUGUGAUCGGUACAAAACCGGGUUGGAUGCUGAUGCACCCUGGUAGGCUGACACACUAUCACGAGGGUUUGUUAGUUACCAAAGGCACUAGAUACAUAAUGAUUGCUUUCGUUGACCCGUAGAGGAGAUGCGUGUUGUGAUAGAUCCGUUGAAGUUGGUGAAGGAACUGGUUUUUCGAAAUUUUUCGUAUUGUUUCAAAAUAGGAGAACUAAUUUGACUUCUGUAAUCAGUUUCUUCCAUGGAGGGUCAAAAAUAAUGGCAUUUUAGGUUUGUGACAAAAUCUGUGUUCCUUUUUAUUGGUUAAUUAGUCCCGGUGUUUUUUUGUAAAUACCUUAAAAAAAUAUCAUUCAUAGCUUUUAUCCAUAUAUUUACUGCCACAGCUGUUGUAACAGAUUUUAACAAGUAAGAUAGACUGAAUAUUUGAUUCUGUAAUACUAGAUCUGAUUAAUUCUAAUGUGAGUUAUUUUUUCUACAGUGCAAUUUGUAAAUGUAAACUAAUAAUAAAUUAGUUGGAAUAA
This is a messenger RNA of Leptinotarsa decemlineata (Colorado potato beetle), 2103 nucleotides long. RefSeq names its product procollagen lysyl hydroxylase (gene Plod). Gene Ontology annotation, biological process: peptidyl-lysine hydroxylation. The record is from RefSeq and is a predicted model, not a curated record. Lineage: Eukaryota; Metazoa; Arthropoda; Insecta; Coleoptera; Chrysomelidae. Gene Ontology annotation, molecular function: iron ion binding; L-ascorbic acid binding; procollagen-lysine 5-dioxygenase activity. Gene Ontology annotation, cellular component: endoplasmic reticulum.